AUGUCGGGUGCGUACUGGGACAGCCACCGCUACCCCGCUUACGACCGACACAUCACAAUCUUCUCCGAGCAGGGAAGAUUGUACCAAGUCGCCCGAUCGAUUGCCCCUCCCUGCGGUGAUGCCAUCGAGCGGGGCCUCCAACCACGGCCUCGAACCGCCCAACUGACGAGACGAUUGCGAACAGAAUAUGCCUUCAAGGCCAUCACAGCUGCCAACAUCAUGUCGAUAGGUGUUAGGGGCAAGGACUGUGCCGUUGUCCUGUCCCAGAAGAAGGUUCCUGAUAAGCUCAUCGACCCCGCCUCCGUCUCCCACAUCUUCCAGAUCUCCCCAUCCGUCGGCUGCGUGAUGACCGGUUCCAUUGCCGAUGCCCGUGCCUUCUCUCAGCGUGCCCAGGGCGAGGCGGCCGAGUUCCGCUACAAGUACGGCUACGAGAUGCCCGCCGAUGCUCUCGCCAAGAGACUGGCCAACAUCAGCCAGGUCUACACACAAAGAGCCUACAUGCGCCCGUACGGCGUUGCGACGACACUGAUCUCAUUGGACUCGGAGUUUGGACCUCAGCUGUUCAAGUGCGAUCCUGCCGGAUACUACAUUGGCUACAAGGGCACCGCCGCCGGCCCCAAGCAGCAGGAGGCCCUCAACCACCUCGAGAAGAAGCUGCGCAACAAGGACCACGCCCCCGGCGACUGGAGGGAGGUUACUGAGCUUGCCAUUACGACGCUCAGCACCGUCCUCAGCAUGGACUUCAAGAAGGGCGAGAUCGAGAUCGGUAUUGUGGGAGGCCCCCGUGCAGACGGCCAGGAGGGAACCGACCCCGGUUUCCGUACGCUGACCGAGGACGAGAUCGAUGAGCGGUUACAAGCGAUCGCGGAGAAGGACUAA
Colletotrichum gloeosporioides is the source of this 879-nucleotide messenger RNA. RefSeq names its product Proteasome subunit alpha type-6. The record is from RefSeq and is a predicted model, not a curated record. The transcript is spliced from 5 exons. Gene Ontology annotation, biological process: ubiquitin-dependent protein catabolic process. Gene Ontology annotation, cellular component: cytosol; nucleus; proteasome core complex. Lineage: Eukaryota; Fungi; Ascomycota; Sordariomycetes; Glomerellales; Glomerellaceae. Bases 1 to 879 code for a protein of 292 amino acids.